Rotaria sordida is the source of this 1095-nucleotide messenger RNA. NCBI's taxonomy places the organism in Eukaryota, Metazoa, Rotifera, Eurotatoria, Philodinida, Philodinidae. The record is from the annotation of a GenBank genome assembly.
AUGUCUGGAGAAACAAUUUCUGAAUCAAAAGAUACAACAAGCGAAGAAAAAACAGAUUUAAAAAUUAAAUUUUUGACACAAUUAAAUGAUAAAUCUGCUAUUAAAGAUUCUCCUGUUGUACUUGAAUGUAGUAUUCAAAGUUCUACAUCUGCACCUAUUCAAGUUAAAUGGUUUAAAAAUGGUAUUCAAUUACAAAAUAAUUAUGAUUACGAACAAACAGAAAAUAAUCAACAUUUUCAACUGAUUAUUAGAAAAGUUUUAAUUGAGGAUAAAGGUAUAUAUUCAGUUGAAGUAUCAAACGAAAUUCAUAGAAUAUCAUCUACGUGUCAAUUAUCUAUUUAUGAAAAUUAUGUUCAUGUUGAACAAGAAAAAGCUGGUAUUAGUAUAGGUAUUAUUACAACAGAUGAUAUAUCUUCCUGCCUUGUUGUAUUAAUCGAUGGUUUAUUUUAUCAGUCACCAUUCGCGUAUUUAAAACACUCAUCGUGGACUCCAAAAUUUCCAUCAUCAUCAUCAUUAUCAUCUGUUGCACUAAUUAGUCAUAUAUUAAUUGAUUUAGCAGAUUCAAUCAGACAAGAAUUGAAAAUUUCUUUUGAUUUAACUGAAGAACCUAAUUUAAAAGAAUCCAUAAAAAAUCUUGUAAUAGUUGUUAGUGGUGGUGAAAUUAAAAACGUUGAUGCUAUGCGUGAUGCUUUUUAUUUAUUGUACAACAAAACAAACUUAAUCCACAUUAUUAACAGUAUUAAUAAUAUGAACGAUGAAAAAUUAGUUUUGAAAUAUGAUGCUAUUUAUUUAUGUCAAGAAUUAAUUAAUAAUAUUAGCAUAAUAAAAGCAACAACAAAUGGCUUAUCUGUGGAAAAAGAAGAUGCUUAUUCAAAAGUAGAAAAUCCAAAUGCCAUUGAAUCAGUAACUACAUGGAUGUAUAUAAAUUAUAAUUAUUAUACUAAGCUUGGCUAUGCUGGUAUUCGUUUUCAAUACUUACGUACAACAAUUAAUUUGGCAUUAAUGCAUAUUAAUCUGUUAAAAAAAGAUCAAUUUUUUUUAACUGAUAAACAAACAAAAGAAAUUAUUCAAGAAAAUAAUUUGUUUUUAAUAUAG